Hemiscyllium ocellatum (epaulette shark) is the source of this 1782-nucleotide messenger RNA. Its product is annotated as muscarinic acetylcholine receptor M2-like. NCBI's taxonomy places the organism in Eukaryota, Metazoa, Chordata, Chondrichthyes, Orectolobiformes, Hemiscylliidae. Gene Ontology annotation, biological process: adenylate cyclase-activating adrenergic receptor signaling pathway. The transcript is spliced from 3 exons. The record is from RefSeq and is a predicted model, not a curated record. Gene Ontology annotation, molecular function: G protein-coupled acetylcholine receptor activity. Bases 1 to 1782 code for a protein of 593 amino acids. Gene Ontology annotation, cellular component: plasma membrane.
AUGGAGAUGAAGGCGGAAGGUAGGCUGAUUGAGGAACAGCGUGUGAAUGAGCAAGACUCUCGUAGUGAAAAGUCGGGUUUGAAACUGUUUAAGUAUAUUCAUUCACUGCCCAACUUUGAUGAGAAGGAUGUGCGAGUCUUUUUCAUCUCAUUUGAGAAAGAGGAUAAACAAAUGCGGUGGUCAAUAGCCAUGUGGGUUACGUUGAUCAAAGCCAAACUUGUAGUGUCAGCAGACACAUCACUAAAUCUCAUCAGCGGCUCCAUUGAUAUGGACCAGUGGAUGUUGUAUAAUUUCAUCGUUCACUUAGGAAAGAUGCAUUAUCCUUUCCUUGCUGCCUUUGGUGUUCCAGCGCAAGCUAUGCAUCAGAAUCGAAUAACAGAAAAUGGAACGGAGACAAAUGAAACUCUCGGUAACCCAGAUGUCUGGCUCGAUACUGGAAAAGGGACUUCUUACAAAAUGCUUAAAGUGUUCUUCACUGUGAUUGUAGCAGGUUUAUUAAGCUUACUGACCAUAAUUGGAAACAUUCUGGUCAUAUUUUCCAUUAAAGUAAACAGACAAUUACAAACAAUCAAUAACUAUUUUAUUUUCAGCUUAGCCUGUGCUGACUUGAUUGUAGGUGUAUUCUCCAUGAAUCUAUACACCAUUUACAUUGUAGUAGGUCACUGGUCCAUGGGUCCAGUGAUAUGUGACUUAUGGCUUGCUGUAGAUUAUGUAGUCAGCAAUGCCUCUGGAAUGAAUCUCCUUAUGAUCAGCCUUGACCGUUACUUCUGUGUGACCAAAUCAUUUAGUUACCCCUUGACGAGAACAAUUAAGAGGGCAGUGAUGAUGAUUGCAGCUGCUUGGAUGUUACCAUUUGUUAUGUUCGCUCCUCCCAUUCUCAUCUGGCAGUUCAUUACAGGGGAACGGAAUGUUAGUGAUGGCGAGUGCUAUGUUCAAUUCCUCUCAAAUCCUGCUGUUACUUUUGGUACUACGAUAGUCGCCUUUUAUCUGCCUGUUACCAUCAUGGUGAUGUUGUAUGUGCACAUUUCGCGUGCCAGCAAGAAUCGAACAAAAGAGGAUAAGAGUAUGUUGGAGACAAAAAUGGGCAGUGUUUGUCCCUGUCUAAAGAAAAACAAAACGAUGAAAUUGGACAGUAACUGCAUAACCAAUGCAUAUGCUAAUAUUACCCCUGUCAAUUUGCAAAAUAGCAAAUUCACAAAUUCUAAUGACGGACACGAAAAACAACAAGUAUUCUCCAAUGAACCAACUUCCUUCAGUGGGAUCCCAUCUAAGCAGAUGAAACAAGGAUUGAUGCAAGAGAGAACAAACGUUUCUAAUGAGCAAAACUCCCUCAGCAUGCAGCUAUGCAAUUUUUCUUCCCUAAAGAUAGCUUACCAAACUCAAAACUUUCACAACAGUUCAACUAAAUCAGGAAAAGUACCAACCAUUAGCAGUGAGAAUGGGACAGACAGAGAGAUCAGACCUAACAAUGAAAUCAAUACCACGACCACGGCCCCUGCCAAGAAGAAGGUAAUUGCAUCCCGAGAAAUGCGGGUCACUCAAACUGUCUUCGCGAUUCUACUGGCAUUUAUUAUAACUUGGACCCCAUACCAUGUUAUGGUAUUCAUUAAAACCUUUUGUUCAGUCUGUGUCCCCAAUACAGUUUGGACUAUUGGAUACUGGCUCUGUUACAUUAACAGCACUGUCAACCCAGCCUGCUAUGCACUCUGUAACAGCAGUUUCAAGAAAACAUUCAAGUAUCUUCUCUUUUGUCACUACAGAAAUAUUGGUGCAACAAAAUGA